CGGGCCGCGCAUGGGCCGUGGCCGAGCCCAGCCCCGGCGGCCCCGUCCAGCAGGCGGCAGCAUGACGAAGGAGCGCGCGGGCGACCCCCCCGCCGGGGACGAGCAGCCCCCCGAGGCGCCGGGCCCCGAGCGCCGCAAGAAGCCCGUGGUGCACCCCUCCGCCCCCGCCCCCCUGCCCAAGGACUACGCCUUCACCUUCUUCGACCCCAACGACCCGGCGUGCCAGGAGAUCCUCUUCGACCCCCGCACCACCGUGCCCGAGCUCUUCGCCAUCGUGCGCCAGUGGGUGCCCCAGGUGCAGCACAAGAUCGACGUCAUCGGCAAUGAGAUCCUGCGCCGCGGCGGCCACGUCGACGACCGCGACGGCCUCACCGACAUGACGCUGCUGCACUACGCCUGCAAGGCCGGGGCCCACGGCGUCGGGGACCCGGCGGCGGCCGUGCGCCUCUCGACGCGGCUGCUGGCGCUGGGGGGGGACGCGACGCUGCGCAGCCGCUGGACCCACAUGAACGCGCUGCACUACGCCGCCUACUUCGACGUGCCCGAGCUCAUCCGCACGCUGCUGCGCGCCGCCGGCCCCCGAGUGCUGCACUCGACCUGCAGCGACUUCAGCCACGGCACCGCGCUGCACAUCGCCGCCUCCAACCUCUGCCUGGGCGCCGUGCGCUGCCUGCUCGAGCACGGCGCCGACCCCGCCCUGCGGAACAGCAAGGGGCAGGUGGCGGCGGAGGUGGUGCCCGACCCCACGGACAUGGCGCUGGACCGGGCGGAGGCGGCGCUGGCGGCCCGCGAGCUGCGGCGGCUGCUGCUGGACGCGGUGCCCCUGAGCUGCUCGCUGCCCCGCGUCACCCUGCCCAACUACGACAACCUGCCCGGCAACCUCAUGCUGCUCUGCCUCGGCCUCCAGCUCGGCGACCGCGUCCGCCUCGACGGCGACAAGGUGGGGACGCUGCGGUUCUGCGGCACCACGGCCUUCGCCAGCGGGCAGUGGGCCGGCGUGGAGCUGGACGAGCCCGAGGGCAAGAACGACGGCAGCGUCGGCGGCGUCCGCUACUUCAUCUGCCCCCCCAAGCAAGGCAUCUUCGCCUCGGUGUCGAAGAUCUCCAAGGCAGAGGAGCAGCCGCCAGCGCCGUCGCCCCCCCGGACCCCCCCCGGGCCCCCGGCCCGCCCCCCCGCCAAGGCCCGCAAGGACAAGAGAGCCUCCCGGAAGCGGGCGGGGCCGGGGGCGGGGCCGGGCGCCUGGCUGGACCGGGAGGGGCGGCGCGUGGAGCCGGGCGACGCGGUGCUGGUGGCGGGGCAGAAGCCCGGCCGGGCCCGCUUCUACGGCAAGACCGACUUCGCCCCCGGCUACUGGUUCGGGGUGGAGCUGGAGGCGGCGGCGGGCAAACACGACGGCUCCGUCUUCGGCGUGCGCUACUUCAGCUGCCCCCCCCGGCACGGCGUCUUCGCCCCCCCCUCCCGCGUGCAGAGGAUCGGGGGCCCCAAGGUCGCGCCGGGGGACGGCGGCUCCGAGAAGAAGGUCCAUCAGGUCACCAUGUCGCAGCCCAAGCGCAACUUCCCGGCGGUGCGGACCCCCAAGGACAUCGCGUCGGAGAGCUCCCUCUCCAGGUUACUCUUCUGCUGCUGGUUCCCCUGGAUGCUGCGAGCCGAGAUGCAGUCCUAACCCCGCCCCCCCGCCACGCUGCCCCCCCCGCUGUCCCCAGGCCCCCCCCACCCAGUGCCUUGUCCCCCGACCCCCCCCAGCGUGGGGAGAAGUGAUGUGACACCCCUCCCCCCCGUAACCCCCCCCCCCAAAAUCCUGCUAACCCUGUUGCGCCGGGCUGUUUACUCUGGAACCUACUGAUUACAGUUGUGGGGAGUAAGUCGAUGCCAGGGUCCCCCGUCCCCUCCCAGAUGUCCCACCACCUCCACCCUGUUUGGGGCUGUUCACUCUGGAGCCUACUGAUUACAGUUAUGAGGGAAAGUUGAUGCCAGACCUCUCCCCAAACCCAGUUUUGGGCUGUUCACCCUGGAACCUACUAAUUGCAUUUAUGGGGAGCGAGUUGAUGCCAGGGCCCCUGUGGGGGUCCCCCAAGCACAGCUUUGGGCUGUUCACUCUGAAACCUACUGAUAUGGAAGCUGAUAUCUGCUAGGGAUCUCCUGUAACUGUGUUACUUGGAGCUGUUCACCCUGGAACCUACUGAUUGCAUUUAUGGGGCAUGAGAUAAUGCUAGGGCCCCUCUGGGGUCCCCCCCAGCCUGGGCUUGGGCUGUUUGCUCUGGAACCUACUGAUUACAGUGGAAGCUGAUUUCUGCUAGGGACCUCCUGUAACCCUGUUCCUCAGGGCUGUUCACCCUGGAACCUACUGUUGACACGCACAGGGCUAGGUCGGUGCCUGAAUGCCCACAUUCGUCCUCCAUCUCGCAGUCCAAUGAGGGGCAGACUGGCGUCCCCCAGUAACAAAUGCUCCUAAACUGGUCACAACUUGGGGGGGAACUGGUUUAUAGUGGUUUGGACAUGUCAGGCUUUACUGGGGGGGACUGGGCGGGGCUGGGGGCCGCCCAGUCCCAGGAAGGGAGCGGGGGGGUGAGCCCGGACGCCUGGGCUCCCUCCUGGAGGGCUGCGGGGUCCCAUGGUCGGAGCAGGAGCCGCUUCCCCCGGCUCCAGGGUGGAUUCUCCAGUGGCUGAUAGCGGGGUUGAAGCCCCCCCCUCCCCCAAAUCACAGGGGGCCCAGGCGUCCGGGCCAGGCGGAGUGGGAGGAGGCGCUUGGAAGGCCCCGGACGCCUGGGCCCCAGCCCCGUGGCAUCGUGCUCCCCGUCCCCCCCCCUCUUUCAGUAGCAAUAACCCCCCCCGAAGGGCCGCGUCCCCGUCCCCCCCCCCGCGAUCGUCGUGAGUGGCUUGCCGUCCCCCCGCUGCCGCAUGGUCCCCCCGGACCCGCUUCUGUCACCAAUAAACCGCGUUUCUACGUG
Messenger RNA from Dromaius novaehollandiae (emu), 2948 nucleotides. RefSeq names its product CAP-Gly domain containing linker protein 3 (gene CLIP3). Gene Ontology annotation, cellular component: nucleus; cell cortex; microtubule plus-end. NCBI's taxonomy places the organism in Eukaryota, Metazoa, Chordata, Aves, Casuariiformes, Dromaiidae. The coding region runs from base 11 to 1663 and encodes 550 amino acids. The record is from RefSeq and is a predicted model, not a curated record. Gene Ontology annotation, molecular function: microtubule plus-end binding. Gene Ontology annotation, biological process: cytoplasmic microtubule organization. The transcript has 14 exons.